AUGAAGUUCUCUUAUGUCCUUGUCGCACUCUCAGCCCUCACAUUCUCUACUGCCUUACCCGUUAUCCGACCUGGCUCCAUCAAUGGCUUGGUCGUUCGAGAGGGAAACUCUACUUUGUCAUUAUCCGGCAAUUCCACAGCCUCUACGGCAUCCUCAACAUCUUCCGCUAGCGCAAAGCCAACCACAGCAAUCGAUCUAGAAGAUAUAAACGAGAAUGUCGCCUCAUCUAAAGCAACAUCCGGCAGCAAAAAGGUCACAGCAGCACAAGUCAAGUUAGCUGUCUCUGGAUUCGCUAGCGAUGCCAAUACCGUCUCAGCAGCCUUGAACAAACUUCCGAGCAUGACGGAUAAAUCGGAUAUUUCAGCACUAGCCGGAAAAGCAUUUGCUGCCGAAUCAGAUGAGGAUUCUCAAAGAUCAGUCCUCUUUGCCGCAGCAGGUAGUGCAGGUUCUUCAGCAAACAGCAAAAUUGUCAAGAACACUCCUGCGGUUCUCAAGGGCUUGAAAGCUAUGAUGACAAACCCCUCAACGGCUUCGGUCAAAUCUAAUGUGGCUACCAUUGAAAGUGCUCGAAACCCAAAUAUCCUCCCCAGCAUCACACAACUCUCAAACGCAGCAUUGAGCGCAAUGAGUCUCUCUCAGACGGCGCAAAAGUUCCCCGCUACCGGAAACAAUUAGGCUGGUCCUAGGUAGCUUUCCGUAUAUAUCUAUCCAUCGAGCAGGUAUCGGAUUGUUUAAAGUUUAAUUCGCUUCUCUUGUUAGCAUAGGGUGGUGCUUUUAUAGGAUAAUUUAAGCAUUUAUCUUGUCCUGUGUCUGGUUUCGUUUCAUUUCGUUUCUUGUGUGCAUAUAUAUCCUCGGGUUCGGUUUU
Messenger RNA from Botrytis deweyae, 865 nucleotides. RefSeq lists its product as uncharacterized. NCBI's taxonomy places the organism in Eukaryota, Fungi, Ascomycota, Leotiomycetes, Helotiales, Sclerotiniaceae. The coding region runs from base 1 to 675 and encodes 224 amino acids. The record is from RefSeq and is a predicted model, not a curated record. The transcript is spliced from 2 exons.